This is a messenger RNA of Oncorhynchus keta (chum salmon), 7547 nucleotides long. It is a transcript of the gene cckbrb, whose product is annotated as cholecystokinin receptor. Gene Ontology annotation, molecular function: gastrin receptor activity; neuropeptide receptor activity. Lineage: Eukaryota; Metazoa; Chordata; Actinopteri; Salmoniformes; Salmonidae. Gene Ontology annotation, biological process: neuropeptide signaling pathway. Gene Ontology annotation, cellular component: membrane. The record is from RefSeq and is a predicted model, not a curated record. The transcript is spliced from 5 exons. The coding region runs from base 341 to 1702 and encodes 453 amino acids.
CCGACCGCUGCACUCUGCGCUCAGUCCGAGCCGCAGUCACUCCAACCGGCGAGGCGCAGCGGCACCGCGGGGUCCCCAGCCUUCCUGCAGUGCAGAGAUCCACUCAACUCAUGAACCCAUACUGGCAACUGAGAACUUCAAGGAUACCGUGAAUGUGUUUAUUAGGAAACAAAAUAGGAAAAUCUACAGACAAACAUUUAAUUUGGUUGGAGUAUUUUUUGAAAGAUUUAGGCUACUUACACAUGUUUUUAGGGUUUCUAUGGACAGUCAUAUGACCACAGCAAAUGCUCACGAGCAAUAAUAUAAUGAGUACUUUUGACAUUUCUCUUUAAACCUCAAGAUGGAUUUACAAACCCUGAACGAGACCUCUGUGUUCUUGGAGUGUGUGGAAGCGCAAGGCGCAGCGUCAAACGGAACGCCGAACUCCAGCCUGGAACUCACUAACAUCACCACCUGUGGAAACGCUUACGUGGUCCUCAAACCGCAGCAUGUCAAACAGAAAGAGGUGGACUCGCUGCGUAUCCUGCUCUACUCGGUAAUCUUCCUCCUCAGUGUGUUUGGCAACCUGCUAAUCAUUGUGGUCCUGACGGUCAACAAGCGCAUGAGGACGGUCACCAACUCCUUCCUGCUGUCCCUGGCGGUCAGCGACCUGAUGAUGGCCAUCUUCUGCAUGCCCUUCACCCUCAUCCCCAACCUCCUGGAGGACUUCAUCUUCGGGCCCACCAUGUGCAAGAUAGUGGCUUACCUCAUGGGUGUUUCCGUGAGUAUCUCCACCUUCAGCCUGGUUGCCAUAGCAAUUGAGCGCUACAGCGCCAUCUGCAACCCGCUAAAGUCACGGGCGUGGCAGACCCGUUCCCAUGCCUACCGGGUGAUUACUGCCACCUGGCUGCUGUCCUUCAUGAUCAUGAGUCCCUACCCUGUGUUCAGCCACCUGGUCGAUGUCCCCCUGAAGGACAACAUCACCAUCGCACGCAUGUGUCGCCAUAUCUGGCCCCACAGGGAGGUGGAGCAGACCUGGAAUAUGAUGUUGCUGCUUACGCUCUUUGUUGUUCCGGGUGUGGUGAUGAUCGUAGCCUAUGGACUUAUCUCCAGAGAGCUGUACCGGGGAAUCCAGUUUGAGCUGGGUCAAAAGACAUCAUCCCCCAGUCUAAAGAAUGGCCUGACCGGCACCAUGUCUUGCGGCAGCGACAACGGCGAUGGUUGCUACGUCCAGGUCUCCAAGCGUCCACACUCCAUGGAGAUGUCCACUCUGACAUCAUCUACUGCGAGCACAUCCAAAGUGGAGCAUGCCCGCAGCAACUCCUCAGAGGCCAAGCUCCUAGCCAAGAAGCGUGUGAUCCGGAUGCUGGUGGUGAUCGUGGCUCUGUUCUUCCUGUGCUGGAUGCCACUAUACUGCGCCAACACCUGGAAGGCUUUCCACCCAGCCUCGGCCCGCCGUGCCCUCUCUGGUGCCCCCAUCUCCUUCAUCCACCUACUGUCCUACACCUCGGCCUGCGUUAACCCCAUCAUCUACUGCUUCAUGAACACUCGCUUCCGCAAGUCUCUGCUUGCCACCUUUGCCUGCUGCUGUCGCCCUCCCUGCCGACGCCAAGGGCUGCGGGAUGGAGAGGAGGACGCAAUGGCUUUGGGGGUGUCCAUGUCCAAGUUUAGUUACACCACAGUCAGCACUAUGGGGCGUGCUGAGGGAGGGACCACUGACUGACUGGGGGACAGGGGAGACCAGAGAGAUAUGUGAUCGGUUUAGUCAUUUCUAUAGGGGACACCAUUAACCUGUGGUCAUUAAGUAUGGGGGAGAUUAGGUUUGGGCGGUAUCCAGAUUUUCAAACCUUCCUACCAUUCCUGUACCAUACCGGGGUACAAGUUAUUACCGGCAUUGUACACAAGGGGGGCUAUUUAUUUUCAAAAGCAAAAAACAACACCAACAAAAUAUUUAAACAAUUCUUAUUUUUUUACUCACGAAACAAAUUUGGGCAGGAUCCAGGAGGGGAUUGACUUAUUUAACAUAUAGUUAUAAGCAGUGGCGUAGCAUUUAUAUAUUUACGGUAUUCAAAAUCAUACCGUUGGAAUUUCAAAAUUCCCCCAGUAUACCGCCCAAGGCUAGGGGAGAUGCUCCCACAGUCUAUAGGGAAGUCAACACAAGACCGUGACUGUAAUGCUAAUGUCAAGACCAAUUGGCUCAGAGAUGUAUUAUCUAGUUAAACUAACCUACUGUCUGUCAAUGGGUAGAUCAAACCUGUAGUCCUUUAAAAAAAGGCCUAUGGAGAAUGAAUACCCAACAAACCCAAAGGAAAAGGACAGUUAUACACUGUUCAAUAGUUGAAAAACAAAAGAAAAUAAUGAAAAUAUAAUAGCAUUGUUUUUUAUUAGCAUGUGUCCCAAAUGAUGGAAAACAAUGUUUCAUGUAAUGAUAUGUAGCCUAUGUAGUUAUUUCGUUAUCAUCUGGGACUCAUUAAAACAGCUUGCAUUCAUUUUUACUGUUGAACCCCUGAUAUAGGAUGGGAACUAACAUCAGGGUGGAACUAAAGGGUUAUGUGUUGGUAGGGGGUGUAUUCCUGAAUGAUACGCUAUGGGGUUGCAGUGCAGUAGCUUGAGGAACAGGUAUUAGUUAUACCAUUUGCAAAGUUUCUACUUAUUUUCACGUUGCUUUGUGUUUUUACAAUGCCGAUGAUGUUCUUAUUAUUAGUGUUGUCAACGUCCUGAUGAUGAGAAGCUCUGUUGUGGACUAGAAGUGCGUGUCUGUAAAUGCUGAUCUUUCUUCGAGUAUCAUCUGUUUGCUGAGCUGUGGACUAUGUAUUUCAUGACGGACAUUGUAAAUACGGUGUUGCUACAUCAGGGUCUUAGCCAGACUGGAUUGGAUGUGGAUUGGAGGCCAGACUCAACUGCGACAAUACCAACCCAACCUUACCGAAGACAGCAGUGAUAAUGAAAGUAAGUAAUGUGGGUAUUAGGGAGGUACUGUUACUGUAUAUUUAGGCUGUUAGUCUGGAUCCAGCUCAUUUGUAAUAAUGGUAGACUGCCUGCCUUUGUCUCUUUUAGAAGUGCAUCCUUGCUUUUUAAAAAACAGCUCGGUCUCUGCAGAAAACUGACGACACAACAACUUGUGUUGCAUAUCAUUGACCUGUUGUGUACAGUGUAUGUGCUCUGUUGCCAUCUAAAGCGCCAUGUUGUCCAUGUAUCCACUGCACUGUUGGUGUGUGUGUUUGUGUUGCUGCUAACAGGGUGGGUAAAGUUACUCAGCUGAGCAGGGGAACGAUUCUACAGACAUUACUGAUUGGCUUCAGCAUCAUCUAAACUGUCAAAAAUGUCCUGUAAUUCAUACAGUAAAAUACUGGCAGCACAGGAGCCUGUAGAUUUACAGGACCUUUACUAAAAUACCAAUUUACAGCAUAUUACUGGAACACCUGACUACAGAAACAUGCUGUAUUUCUAGAAUCUACAGUGUAUAUGUGACAAUAAAACAUAUACAUUGAGUGUACAAAACAUUAAUAUGGAGUUGCACCCCCUUUUGCCCUAGGAACAGACUCAAUUAGUUGGGGCAUGGACUCUACAAGGUGUCAAAAGCGUUCCACAGGGAUGCAGGCCAAUGUUGACUCCAAUGCUUCCCACAGUUGUGCCAAGUUGGCUGGAUGUCCUUUGGGUGGUGGACCAUUCUUGAUACACAUGGGAAACUGUUGAGAGUGAAAAAACGAGCCACAUUGCCGUUCUUGACACACACAAACCGGUGCACCUGACACUUACUACCAUACUCCGUUCAAAGGCACUUAAAUCUUUUGUCGUACCCAUUCACCCUCUGAAUGGAACACCUACACAAUCCAUGUCUCAAUUGGCUCGCCUUCAUCUACACUGAUUGAAGUAGAUGUAACAAGUGAUAUCAAUAAGGGAUCAUAGCUUUCACCUGGAUUCACCUGGUCAGUCUAUGUCAUGGAAAGAGCAGGUGUUCUUAAUGCUUUGUACACUCAGUGUAUAUGUUCUUGUUUAUCUCGUUUUUAGGCAAGUUUUUAGACAAAAAAUAUGAUAGGGUCCUGUAUUCUGUGAGAUAUAGCAUUCUCACCAAUGGGACACGCCUCAAUACAGUAUGUUAAUGAGAUUAUUUCUCUGCCUACGACAAUUUGUUACAGUGUCGAUUUAGCCCAAAUCACCUGCUUAUGCAGCUGUGUAAAAAUGACAUCAUGUUGUAGAUUAUACUAUUUGGAGGCUGACGUUUUCAAAUCUGCGUGUCCCUUUUUCAAAUUCAAAUCAGAUGUUUUUGACUGAACAUGACUGCUCUCUCUGAGUUACGAAACAUACCCUUAUUAUGUCUUUAUUCUGGCUACAGAAUGCGACACAUUAUUCUUCAUAUUAGAUGGUCUCUUGGGCGUUUCUCUUGGUCAGGUUGGCGCUUUCGUUCAUGCAUGUGGUUGCGUCUGAAGUAGCAUCUUAUUCCCUACAAUAAUGCACUAUGGCCAAAAGUAGUGCACUAUUUAGGUGAUAGGGUUCCAUUUCAGACACACCCCUUAGUCUCUGCCUCAUCCACUCUGCUUGUACUAAUUGUGUUGUGUCCUCAGCCCGUGAGAGUGGAAUGCUGUCAAUUUCACAAAGAAAUAUGUAUGGUGUGCUUUUGUGAGGUAAUAUUUGACGAGCGUAGGUCCAUAAUGUAUUUGAGCAGUACAGACAAGAGCCUGUUCUGUGUGGCUGCCCCAAAUGCAUGUAUGGAAUCUAAAAUCUCUCAUGAUUUGUUUUAAUCUCCAUUGUUGAUAUUGUGUUGUGAGUAGACCAUGUAGAAACAGAACUUUGCCUUAAUCUAGGGGACUGGGUCAAGAGACGGUGAUUAGAUGGCAUGGGGCCUUCAUCCUUCAUCUCUGAGGCUGACGGUAGGGUAUAGGACAGGUUUUCUUUGAAAAACAAUUAUUCAGUAUCUCCUCUCCUUGGCUCAACAUUAUCGCUGCUGAAUAACAACCAUUUGCUGCUCACGCUCCUCCUCCAGCAAAAAAACCAGAGUGUGUUGUGUUAAAAAUCGUCCCCUCCAGGGAGAGAGGGGGAGAGGAGUCACACUCAAAGCCUUCCCCAAGCUUAUCUCACAUGGACACUGUUGACUAAUAACUACUCAUCCUCAGCGCACCGGAGGCACUCAGAUCUGCCCACUGACCUUCUCUGCCUCAUCCGUUUCUCUCUGUUCCCCUUUCAUCUGCUAACUGUGGCAUAGAUGUCAGAGUCGUGGGGAAGGCUUCAGCCUGGAGUGUGUAUGCAGGGACAGAAUGAGAGAGCAGAGAGCAGAGUAGUGAGCAGAGAGGGUUUUCAGGCAGACAUACAGCCUGGAGAGAGAAUGUACUUUAAGCAAAUAUCCCCCAGAUGUCAGAGCAGAGCCCGGGGAGCAUGAGAGAGUGUGCGAGGGAGAGAGAGGAACAUUCACCAGAUUCAGGCAAAGGUGUAAAGUAACUUGGCGGGAUGUGGCUCUGAUUUAUACACUGUGAUCUUGAUUUGGAUUUCAUUUUGUGAGUGCAUCUUUGCAUUACAUCUUGUAGGAAGAUAAAGCAAUGCACUACAACAAUGACCUCUCUAGCUCCUUCCAUUAUGGUUUUAUGAGAACAAAGACAAAUAACACAGACUUACUUACUCUCUAUCCCAGUGGUAGCGUCAUUCUGUGGAACAGAUUGAAACAGAGGUAAAUGAGUGGGAUCUCUCUCUCUCACACACUCACACACACCCACCCACACACACAAGAGACAUGAGAUAUUAAUGCCUCUGCUGGUGGCGUAUGCCUACAGAAUGCUUAAUGCAUUGGGAUCGGAAAGCCCUCCUCAACGUCAGAUAAGAGAUGCUGAUUUUCCAAUGGUGGCAGAGAGAAUGUUCAGUGUUAUGACUUUGUUACACACACUCACACUGUCUCCUUUCUUUCUUUUUUUCUAUAUUAUCCCCCGUCACAAAGAUAGCAAAACAAAAUACACUGCAGUACAUAAACAAAAGUAUGUGGACACCCCUUCAAACUAGUGCUAUUUCAGCCACACCGUUGCUGACAGGUGUGUAGAAUUGAGCACACAGCUAUACAAUCUCAAUAGACAAACAUUGGCAGUAAAAUGGUCCGUACUGAAGAUUUCAGCGACUUUUAAUGUGGCACAAUCAUUGGAUGCCACCUUUCCAACAAGUCAGUUCGUCAAAUUUCUUUCGGGCUAGAGUUGCACAGGUCAACUGCAAGUGCUAUUAUUGUGAAGUGGAAACAUCUAGGAGCAACAACGGCUCAGCCACGAAGUGGUAGGCCACACAAGCUCACAGAUCAGGACCGCCAUAUGUUGAAGCGUGUAGCACGUAAAAAUUGUCUGUCCUCGGUUGCAACACUCACUACCGAAUUCCAAACUGCCUCUGGAUGCAAUUUCAGCACAAUAACUUUUCGUCAGGAGCUUAAUGAAAUGGGUUUCCAUGGCCACACACAAGCAUAAGAUCAAAAUGCGCAACGCCAAGCGUCAGCUGGAGUGGUGUAAAGCUGGCCGCCAUUGGACUCUGGAGCCGUGGAAAUGCGUUCCUGGAGUGAUGAAUCAUGCUUUACCAUCUGGCAGUCCAAUGGACAAACCUGGGUUUGGCGGAUGCCUGGAGAAUGCUACCUGCCCCAAUGCAUAGUGCCAACUGUAAAGUUUGAUGGAGGAGGAAUAAUGGUCUGGGGCAGUUUUUCAUGGUUCGGGCUACGCCCCUUUGUUCCAGUGAAGGGAAAUCUUAACGCUACAGCAUAACCUUACAUUCUAGACGAUUCCAUGCUUCCUACUUUGUGGCAACAGUUUGGGAAAGGCCCUUUCCUGUUUCAGCAUGACAAUACCACCGUGCACAAAGCGAGGUCCAUACAGAAAUGGUUUGUCGAGAUCAGUGUGAAAAAACUUGACUGGCCUAAACAGAGCCCUGACCUCAACCCCAUCAAACACCUUUGGGAUGAAUUGGAAUGCCGACUGCAAGACAGGCCUAAUCGCCCAACAUCAACGCCCGACCUCACUAAUGCUCUCAUGGCUGAAUGGAAGCAAGUCCCUGCAGCAAUGUUCCAACAUCUAGUGGAAAGCCGUUCCAGAAGAGUGGAGGCUGUUAUAGCAGCAAAGAGGGGACCAACUCCAUAUUAAUGCCCAUGAUUUUGUAAUGAGAUGUUCGACGAGCAGCUGUCCACAUACUCUGAUCAUUAUACACAUUAUAAACUCUUCCAAUGUGCUGUAGACUGAACAGCCUGAGGAAGCGGAUAGGAAGAAAACACAGUAGAAUUCCUCUAAAGGUUAGUGAUAAUGCAGGACUUCAUUUCAUAUGGGAAAGCUAUUAGAAUAAUAUCCUUAGAAAAGGUCAGUGUCUGACACACACACAAAAAAAGACGCAAUUCAUUUGGUCCUCACAGUGGCAUUUAACAAGUGCACCAAAAACACAGGAUAUGUCCGGUCAGACCCACUGUCACAGGGAUUCGACAGAUUCACAAACAAUUUGCCCUUUAUUAUUUUCAGAAGUGAACAAAGGAAAUGAAAAUGACACCGAAAGUCAUUUGCAUACACACACACACACACACACACACACACACGCACGCACGCACGCACGCACGCACGCACGCA